Messenger RNA from Rotaria sordida, 3198 nucleotides. Lineage: Eukaryota; Metazoa; Rotifera; Eurotatoria; Philodinida; Philodinidae. The record is from the annotation of a GenBank genome assembly.
AUGCGCAGCGCAAUAGGUAUUGAUUUUGGUACAGUUUCCUCACGUGUUGCUGUAUUUCAACAUGGAAGAGUUGAAAUCAUUUCUAAUGAUCAAGGAAACCGUACAACAUCAUCUUAUGUUGCAUUCACUGAUGAGGGAAUUUUGAUUGGUGAUGCAGCUAAAAAUCAAGUGGGCAGGAAUCCAACUAAUACAGUAUUUGAUAUUAAACGUCUUAUUGGACGCAAAUAUGAUGACCCAACAGUUCAGACUGAUAUGAAACAUUGGCCAUUUAAAAUAAUAAAUGAAAAUAGAAAACUUAAACUUCAAGUUGAAUAUAAAAAAAAAGUAAAAUUAUUUACAUUUGAAGAAAUUUCUUCAAUGAUAUUAACGAAAAUGAAAGAAAUAGCUGAAACUUAUCUUGGUAAAAGAGUAAGCGACGCUGUUAUAACUAUUCCGUCGCAUUUUAAUUAUUAUCAACGUCUAGCAAUACGAGAUGCUAGCGUUCUUGCUGGUCUUAAUGUUUUACGUAUUGUUAAUUCAACGUCAGCAACUGCUAUUGCUUAUGUAAUCGAUAAAAAAGUAUCAGGUCAACGAAAUGUUCUAAUUUUUGAUUUGGGUGGUGGUACCUGUGAUGUAUCGAUUAUAAUAAUUGAAGAAGGAAUUCUUGAGGUUAAAUCAACAGCUGGUAAUGCACAUUUGGGCGGUAAAGAUUUUGACAAUCGAAUGGUUACACAUUUUAUGCGAAAGUUUAAACAUAGACAUGGUAAAGAUCUACGGGAAAAUAAACGUGCUAUUCAACGAUUACGUAUUGCGUGUAAACAGGCUAAGCAUACAUUAUCAUCAGCAUCACAAGCAGGAAUUGAACUCGAUUCAUUACAUGAAGGCAUCGAUUUUUAUUCAGCAAUAACUCGUGCACAUUUCGAAGAACUGAAUGCUGCUUUAUUCCGUUCAACACUUGAACCUGUUGAAAAAGCUUUACGUGAUGCAAAAAUGGAUAAAGCACAAAUUCACGAUAUUGUUCUUGUUGGAGGUUCAACACGUAUUCCAAAAGUACAAAAGUUUUUACAAGAUUUGUUUAAUGGCAAGGAACUAACUAGAUCAAUUAAUCCAGAUGAAGCUGUUGCAUAUGGUGCUGCAAUUCAAGCUGCUGUAUUAACAGGCGAUAAAUCUGAAUGUAUCAAAGAUUUACUUUUACUCGAUGUGGCACCACUUUCAUUAGGUAUCGAAACUGUUGGUGGUGUUAUGACAGUCUUACUUAAACGUAAUAUAACGAUUCCAACAAAAGAAACCCAAACAUUUACAACCUAUUCGGAUAAUCAAUCAGGUGUUUUAAUUAAAGUUUAUGAAGGCGAAUGUGCAAUGACAAGAGAUAAUCAUUUAUUAGGAACGUUUGCAUUGAUGGAUAUUUCACCAGCUCCACGUGGUAUACCACAAAUUGCAGUAACAAUCAAUAUCGAUGCAGAUUAUAUAAUAAAUGUUUCGGCUUUCGAUAAAAGUUCUAAAAAUGAAAAUAAAAUUACAAUUACAAAUGAUACAGGAUAUUUGUCAAAAGACGAACUUGAACUACCUCUAUUGUGUUAUGAUGUAAUAUAUGAAGAAAUAAAUGAAAUCCUGGGUACAAAUAUUGCUGCGAAGAAACCAUUAAAAUCUUAUUGUUUGAAGAUGAAAAAAAUAAUUAAUGCUAAAACAGUAGGAGAUAAAAUAAGUGGUGAUGAGAAGAAGAAAAUGCUCGAUGCUAUUGAAGAUAUAUUGAAAUGCUUAUCAUUUAUUGCUUUAGAUACUAGUCCUUUCUAUAAUGCAUGUCGAAAUAAUAAUAUUGAUUUGGUUAAAAAAUAUUUGCAAGAAAUGUCAUUAGAAGAAAUUAAUAAAUUAGAACCGAAUGGAUCUACUGCACUCCAUGUCGCUGCAUAUCGAGGACAUGAAGAAAUAGUUCAACUAUUACUACAAAAAGAUGCUUGUUAUACAACAGUGAAUAAAUAUAAUUGUACUCCAUUGGAUGAAGCUAAAACUGAUAGAAUAAAGCAGAUGAUCCGUCGUCGUAUGAAUAAAACUCGUUUUAUUAGUGAAUCCAUCGAAUGGAUUUUACAGACAGACAAGGCAGAUUUUCAAGCACAUCAAUAUUGGACAAAAUUGGAAACAUAUGGACGAGAUCCACAAUUUCAUAAAUUGAUUGACUAUAUAAAAAGAAACUAUCUUGAAAAAGAUUUAAAAAUUGAUUUCUUUGAAAUGUCGAUUAAUGAUGAUGCAUUAAUAUGGAUCGAUUUAGAAAUGGAUGGAUUAGAUCUAACCAAAAAUUUUAUCUUAGAAAUUGCUUGUAUUAUUACUGAUUUCGAUUUAAAGGAAAUUUAUCAAGGACCUGAUCUUGUUAUUCAUCAUCCAAAAUCAUUACUUGAUGCUAUGGGACCAUGGUGUAUGGAACAUCAUACAAAAUCAGGUCUUGUUCAACAAGUUUUAGAUAGUAAAUUAUCAAUGUUGGAUGCUGAAAAUGAAAUAAUAAAUUUUAUUAAACAAAUAACAUUAUUAUCAACAAAUAAAAAACGUCUUAUUCUUGCUGGUAAUUCUGUUUAUGUUGAUCGAUAUUUUCUUGAAAAAGAUAUGCCAUAUUUAAAUUCUUUACUUGAUCAAUCAAUUCUUGAUUGUAGUACAUUAAAAGAAUUAAUUCAUCGUUUUAAUUAUAAAAUUUAUUUUAAUGCACCAAUUAAAUCUGGAAAUCUUCAUCGUGCAUUAGAUGAUAUUCGUAAUAGUAUAGAAGAAUUAAAAUAUUAUCAAAAAACAGCAUUUAAUGAAGAAAAACAACAAGAUAAAUUACCUAUAAUAAAAAAUCUUACACAAUAUCUUAUAUGGAUUAAUAUUAAUUCAAUAACAUUAAUACAUUGUAUUUUAACUGAUAAUAAUCUUAAUAUAAUUGAUGAAAUUAUUGAUGGAAAAACAGAUGAUGAUUUAAUGAAAAUUUUUUAUCGAAAUAAUAUUUAUCAAGAAAAACUUAUUGUUGUUGCUGGUAAAUUUUUAGGUCCAAUUCGUGCUCAAUUAAAAGAAUUAACACCUCAAUUUAAUGAAUUUUGUCAUUAUCGAUCAAUUGAUAUUGAUGUUAUAUCAAUUCUAUGUGAAAAAUGGUUUCCAAAUAUAUAUGAACAACGACCUUUUAAGAAUGAUAAUGAUAAUAAUUUAAAAAAUUCUAUUGAACUUCUUCGUUUUUAUCGUUCGACUAUAUUUAAAUAG